Molecule: messenger RNA, 650 nt
Organism: Populus trichocarpa (black cottonwood)
Lineage: Eukaryota; Viridiplantae; Streptophyta; Magnoliopsida; Malpighiales; Salicaceae
Product: cytochrome c oxidase-assembly factor COX23, mitochondrial
Exons: 3
Coding region: 139-354 (71 amino acids)
Source: RefSeq, a predicted model, not a curated record
GACUUUUGACCUGACGAACCAAGUUAUCGGUUGGGGCCCUGUCAAACGACAGGUCGCUUAGAGGGCAUAUGUGAGAAAAAGGGUCCUGUUUUUUAUCCACGGAGAAAGAAAGCAAGAAGAGGAGAGGUUUUAAAAAAAAUGGAAUCAAAAGCAGCGGCACCGCCAUACCAAAGUUCUGCAAGAUUCGCAGACUCUCAAUGUUACCCUCAAUACACUGCUUCUCUCAAAUGCUUGGAAGAGUUUGGCUCGGACAAAAGUAAAUGUCAAGAGCAUUUUGAUGUUUACAAGGAAUGCAAGAAAAAGGAGAGAGAAGCACGGUUGGAACGCAACAAGAGUCGCUCCCUCUUCUCAUGAAAGCUGUUGUGGAGAUCUUGCUCACAAAAAGCGCUGAUCCUAUUUUCUUUAUAGAGCUAGCUUUGUAAGCUAUUGGAUUCCAACACAAAUUGUCAAACUGAACUGUGAUAGGGCAUGGAGAGUAACUUUAAUAAUGUGCAUUUGUAUAUGUACAACCGUAAAAUAUGUUGUUUGAAGCUGCGAAUCGAGAAUGUCAGUGAACAACAACCGAGAUCAACAACCACUUGUUGGAUUCAAAUAAUGCUUGCACUAUGUAUUGCCUAAAUGCAAUUUAUUUGACAAAACGUUGUAAAGAA